Molecule: messenger RNA, 330 nt
Organism: Penicillium nucicola
Lineage: Eukaryota; Fungi; Ascomycota; Eurotiomycetes; Eurotiales; Aspergillaceae
Product: DUF3759 domain-containing protein
Exons: 3
Coding region: 1-330 (109 amino acids)
Source: RefSeq, a predicted model, not a curated record
AUGGGUUGGUUCAGUGACGAUUCGCAGCAGCAGGACAACUACCAGCAAUGGAACAACUCCGAGCCCCGCGAGCAUGACCCUUCCUUCGUCCACGAGUUGAUCGCCGGUGCCGCUAGCUACGAGGCGGCCAAGGCCUACGAGGAGCAUUGCGACAGAAACGGUCAGCCCCAGAGCCACGAGAAGGCCAAGGAGAUUAUGGCUGGAUUUGCUGGUGCCUUCAUCGAUCGCGAGGUGGAGACCCGCGGCUUGGACUUCAUUGACACAGAGAAGGCCAAGUACCAGGCUAGACAGCACAUUGAGAAUGUUUCCGCCGAUCAGGCUGGCUACUAA